ACCGAGGUUCUGGAGUUUAAAGCAGAUCUGCGCAAGAAGAUGAAGCUCUGUCGGACCGAGCAGUAAGGAUUUCAGUGAUUUGACUUUAUACAAGAGAAGAGAGGACAUAUAUAUCUGCCAGUCAGCUUUAAACGUAUUCCAGGAUGCCUCGUUCAUUCCUAGUAAAGAAGCAUUUCAAUGCAGCCAAGAAACCGAAUUAUAGAGAACUGGACAGUCCAACAGUGUUUAUUUCUCCAUAUGUCUUAAAAACCCUCCCGGUGCCUGUUAUACCUGAAGUGUUAAGCCCGGUGUCGUACAACCCCAUUACAGUUUGGACUACCAGCAACCUGCCCCUGUCACCCCUGCCCAGUGACCUGUCCCCCAUCUCCGGAUACCCCUCGUCCUUCUCCGAUACAUCCUCUAAUAAAGACCACAGCGGUUCGGAGAGCCCCAGAAGCGAUGAAGAUGAGCGGAUACAGUCGACUAAACUGUCAGACGCUGAGAAGUUUCAGUGCAGUUUGUGCAACAAGUCCUACAGCACGUAUUCCGGACUCAUGAAACACAAGCAGCUGCACUGCGACGCACAGACCAGGAAAUCAUUCAGCUGCAAGUACUGCGAGAAGGAAUAUGUGAGUCUAGGGGCCCUAAAGAUGCACAUAAGGACACACACGCUGCCGUGCGUUUGCAAAAUGUGCGGGAAAGCUUUCUCCAGACCUUGGUUGCUGCAAGGACACAUUAGAACGCACACAGGUGAGAAACCCUUUUCAUGCCCCCACUGCAGUCGUGCAUUCGCAGACCGGUCCAACCUCCGAGCUCACCUGCAAACUCACUCAGACGUGAAGAAAUACCAGUGCAAGAACUGCUCCAAAACGUUCUCCCGCAUGUCGCUGCUGCACAAACAUGAGGAAUCUGGCUGUUGCAUUGCACACUGAGACACACACAAACACGUUCACUAAAGUGCCUCCGAUCGUGAACACUGAUCUUGGAUCUGCUCUUCCUGUCAGUUUACUCGUGGUAAACUGGAUACGAAGUGCAAAAUGCAUCCCAAAAGCAAAUAAAAAAUGCACCGCCCCAGGAUCUGAAUGAAUAAAGCGUUUGUGGAGUCAGAUUCCAACCAAGUAAAACUGACCCAAAACAGCCUUUCUGCUUUAAGUUUGGUUCCUGGAGAACAUUCGACACCCUCAGAAAGGAAACGGCACAAAAACUGGCGAUCUUAAUUCAUUAACUAAGAAGCCUUUUCAUUUCAAUGUAAAUGCAGAUUCAUGUGCCCGUCAUGUGCCUUCCAUUUCAACAGUAUUCGCCCUGUCUGGGUCGGGUUGAUGUGUACUGUACAUUUGUUUACGGAUACGUACUAUUUGGGAGGUUUUAAAUGCGUAGCCUCUCUAAUAAGCAAUAAUUUAUAGCGGUUUAUGCCUGUGACUGAAUGUUAAAUGGGUAACGGUCACUUUUUGUUUCUUUUUUUUCUUUUCUGAGAGGUAAUCGGUCAGACAUUUCACACCAUAGAUGGUGACACACCAAUGAGCUUGAGACCAAAGGAAUAAUUAAUGCCAUGUUUUUAAACGGGGAACAAGUGCAAAAUGAUGUUUUCUUGCAUUAAAAGUAUUUGAACUGUUGUGCAAUCAUAACGCAACCACAGAUAACCAGCACUCAGACAUGCAAUACUUUGCCAUGUGCCUUUUUUUUAUCAGGAACUUCAGAGAUUUUGCCAUGUAAUUGUUUAGUUGAAUGUAUAUGACACUGAUUUGAUUGUACUUUGUAUUGCAAAGUGUAAAUGAAUGGUAUGAUUUUGUACAAAAAAUAAAAUUUACACUUUUUGAAUAA
This is a messenger RNA of Carassius gibelio (silver crucian carp), 1800 nucleotides long. Its product is annotated as zinc finger protein SNAI2-like. Bases 144 to 911 code for a protein of 255 amino acids. Gene Ontology annotation, biological process: regulation of DNA-templated transcription. Lineage: Eukaryota; Metazoa; Chordata; Actinopteri; Cypriniformes; Cyprinidae. The record is from RefSeq and is a predicted model, not a curated record. The transcript has 3 exons. Gene Ontology annotation, molecular function: DNA-binding transcription factor activity, RNA polymerase II-specific; RNA polymerase II cis-regulatory region sequence-specific DNA binding.